Messenger RNA from Camelina sativa (false flax), 1801 nucleotides. The record is from RefSeq and is a predicted model, not a curated record. Lineage: Eukaryota; Viridiplantae; Streptophyta; Magnoliopsida; Brassicales; Brassicaceae.
AUGGAUGAAGAGGCUUCUUCUUGGAUUAGGAGGACUAAGUUUUCUCAAACUGUUUCUUACCGUCUGAAUUCCCAAAGGCUAGCUUCUCUUCCUUUUAUGGUUAACAACCAAGACAAGACUUCUUCUGGUGCACUGAAAGCAAAGCCACCUCUUAGAUCAUCUUCUUCAUCCUCUUCAUCUUCAUUGGAUCCGAAGUUGGUUUCGAGUAACUCACAGACUGCUACUGAAGAUACCACCAGUUUGGUGGAGGCUGAUGUAUAUGUUGUUGAUUCGGAGAUACAGACAAACCCUGUGACUAACAAGCAGAGAUCUGUCUCUCCCUCGCCUCAGAUGGCUCUUCCUGAUGUGUUUAAGGAAGCUAGGUCUGAGCGUAAGAGGUUUUCUACUCCUCAUCCAAGAAGGAUUGAAUCGGAGAAGGGGAUGAAGCCUAAGCUUUCUCAUAAGAACUCCUUUGACAAGAGAUCGUUCAACUUGCGGUCUCCUUCUGGUCCUAUCAGAGAUCUAGGCACUUUGAGAAUUCAAGAGAGGGUGAAGAGCAAGAAGGACACUGGGUGGUCUAAGCUUUUUGAUAAUACUGGCCGUAGAGUCAGUGCUGUGGAAGCUUCUGAAGAGUUCCGCGUUGAUAUGUCAAAGCUCUUCUUUGGGCUUAAGUUUGCUCAUGGGUUAUAUAGCCGGCUAUACCAUGGUAAGUAUGAAGAUAAAGCUGUUGCUGUGAAGCUUAUCACUGUCCCUGAUGAUGACGAUAAUGGAUGCUUGGGAGCUCGUUUAGAGAAACAGUUUACCAAAGAAGUCACCCUUUUGUCGCGAUUGUCCCAUCCAAACGUCAUAAAGUUUGUGGGAGCAUAUAAAGAUCCGCCUGUAUAUUGUGUCCUCACACAGUAUUUACCUGAAGGAUCCUUAAGAUCUUUUCUGCACAAGCCCGAGAAUAGGUCUCUUCCUUUGAAACGGCUCAUAGAAUUUGCUCUAGAUAUUGCAAAAGGAAUGGAAUAUAUUCACUCACGACAUGUUAUUCAUCGGGAUCUUAAGCCAGAAAAUGUAUUGAUUGACGAAGACUUCCAAUUGAAGAUCGCUGACUUUGGUAUAGCGUGCGAGGAAGAGUACUGCGACAUGUUGGCUGAUGACCCUGGAACAUAUAGGUGGAUGGCACCUGAAAUGAUAAAACGGAAACCACACGGACGUAAGGCUGAUGUUUACAGUUUUGGACUCGUUUUAUGGGAAAUGGUAGCUGGAGCAAUCCCGUAUGAGGACAUGAAUCCUAUUCAAGCUGCUUUCGCAGUCGUACACAAGAACAUUAGGCCAACUAUCCCAGCAGAUUGUCCAGCAGCCAUGAAAGCUCUGAUAGAGCAGUGUUGGUCGGUUGCACCGGAUAAGAGACCAGAGUUCUGGCAGAUAGUGAAAGUGCUUGAACAGUUUGCGAUUUCACUGGAACGUGAAGGGAACCUGAAUCUGUCUUCGAACAAGAUCUGUAAGGACCCAAGGAAAGGUCUGAAACAUUGGAUCCAGAAGCUUGGACCAGUCCACGGAGGAGGAGGCGGUGGCAGCAGCAGCAGCGGCCUUGGUGGCUCAGCCUUGCCUAAGCCUAAAUUCGCUUGAGAGACGUGAAGAGUCUCUUUUGUAAAUUUAUAUAUAAUACAAAAAAGAAGGGUUUCUGUGUUUUUGUUGUAUCCUUUUUUGUGGGUUGUUGUUGUUGUUAGUGAUGUUUCAUCGUCAAUGUCAUCUUCUCUGGAUUUGUUGUGUAAUGACUUGCCAACUGGGGAAUGGUUGUGAUUUGAUGUUUAUGGAAUUCAAUUUCGCUUCUACU